UCAUUGAAAAACCUAAUGCUUCGCCUUCACCUUUACGUCCUCCUCAGUCGCCAACGUUUCAUCUAUUCGUCCCACCAGACAGAUACUCACAGAGAAAAACUUCUGAUUAAGCCCUAGAGAUGCUUGAAGUUUAUCGGAGCAGCUCAAUCGAGUGGAAGCCAUCGCCGGUGCUAGCCCUAGCCACCAGCGCCGACGACUCUCAGGUCGCAGCUGCUCGUGAAGACGGGUCACUCGAGAUUUGGCUCGUCUCUCCGGGCUCCGUAGGCUGGCACUGUCAGCUUACGAUACAUGGAGACCCUGAUUCGAGAGUUUCAUCGCUGGUUUGGUGCCGGUCGGGGCAGAGUAGCAUGCCGUCAGGUCGGUUGUUUUCAUCCAGCAUUGAUGGAUCGAUUUCGGAAUGGGACCUUUUUGAUUUGAAACAGAAGACUGUGCUAGAUUCCAUUGGUUUCUCGAUUUGGCAGAUGGCUGCUUCAACCUAUAAUGAUAUGCAGCUUCAUACAAAAAGGGAUAAUUCUGGGCAUUAUGAAAAUGGGCAUGCUGAUGGAAAAUUUAAUGGUGGUGGUGGUGGUGGUGAUGAUGAUGAAACUAGUGAGAGUGAGGAUGACGAUGACUCUGUUGUGUUACAUGAGGAACCUAUUAUUGAGGAUGCACGAGUAGCAAUUGCCUGUGAUGAUGGCUGUGUGCGCAUAUAUAGUAUUGAUGAGUCGGACAGGUUAAAUUACUGUAGAUCGCUGCCAAGGGUCAGUGGGCGUGUCUUAAGUGUGACAUGGAGUCCCGACGCAAAUAGGAUAUAUUCUGGGAGUAGUGAUGGGUUUAUAAGGUGCUGGGAUGCUAAAUUGGGUCAUGAGAUCUACAGGAUAACAGUUGGACUUGGAGGCUUGGGUAGUGGACCUGAACUCUGCAUAUGGUCAUUACUUGCACUUAGGUGUGGAACCCUUGUUAGUGCAGACAGUACUGGUAGUGUUCAGUUUUGGGACAGUCAGCAUGGAACUCUUUUGCACGCACAUUCUUGUCACAAGGGUGAUGUGAAUGCUUUGGCAGCAGUUCCUAGCCAUAACAGGGUGUUCUCUGCUGGUUCUGAUGGCCAGGUUAUACUUUAUAAGCUUGGUGGCGAAGUAGUUGGAUCUGGGGAUGACAGGUCUUCUAAAGUGAUGAAGAAAUGGGUCUAUGUUGGUUAUGUGAGGACUCAUACACAUGAUGUGAGGGCAUUGACCAUUGCGGUACCUAUAAGUCGAGAAGAUGUGUUGCCUGAUGAAAAGGUGAAAAGGGUUCGGGGUAGGGAGAAGCCACUUGAUUUUAGUUACCGUAAGUGGGCUCAUUUAGGGGUUCCCAUGCUUAUCUCAGCUGGUGAUGACACUAAACUUUUUGCAUAUUCCGCCAAGGAGUUCACGAGUUUCUCUCCGCAUGAUAUCUGCCCUGCACCAAGCAGAGUACCUGUUCAGCUAGUGCUUAAUACGGUGUUCAAUCAGGCUCCUUUGCUUCUAAUCCAGGCUUCUCACUGGUUAUAUAUUUUUUGUGUUCGUACAAAAAAGGGUGCGGUUCCUAAUGUUGCUUCUGCACCUUCUGGUGGUGUUGCUACCACAGAUUUGGUGGCUCAAGUGAAGUGCAAGGCAUCUCGGAAGAUUAUUUGCAGCACUAUUUCUCCUUCAGGGUUGUUUUUUGCUUAUUCUGAUCAUGUGAAACCCAGCCUGUUUGAGUUGAAGAGGAGUGAAGUCGGCAAACGUGUAUGGACUGUUAACAGAAGGGGACUUCCUCUGAAACUACCAUUUGCCCAUACGAUGGUUUUCAGUUCUGAUUCUUCUCGGUUGAUGAUAGCAGGGCAUGAUAGACGGAUAUAUGUUGUGGAUGUGGAAAGCUCAGAAUUAAUCCAUGCCUUCACACCUUGUCGUAGAGAGCAUGAUCAGGAAUUGCCACCUAGUGAGCCUCCCAUAACAAGAAUGUUUACCAGUUCCGAUGGGCAGUGGCUGGCUGCUAUCAACUGUUUUGGAGAUGUGUACAUUUUUAAUCUAGAAAUACAAAGGCAGCACUGGUUCAUAUCAAGAUUGGAUGGUGCCUCUGUUACAGCUGGCGGUUUUACACCUCGAAACAGCAAUGUGCUUAUAAUCUCCACCUCUUCAAACCAAAUUUAUGCGUUUGAUGUGGAGGCCAAACAGUUGGGGGAAUGGUCCAUGCGUCACACAUUUGUUCUGCCCAGGAGAUACCAAGAAUUUCCUGGAGAAGUCAUCGGGCUUUCAUUUCCGCCUACCUCAAAUUCGUCAUCUGUUAUCAUCUACAGUGCCAGGGCAAUGUGCUUGAUUGACUUUGGGAUGCCAGUUGAUGGAGAUAACGAUGGCGAUGUGGUCAAUGGUCAGGAUUCAGCGUUGAGAAAGUCACGAAAUCCUCCCAUUAAUGGAUUAUUAAAGCGUAGGUUGAAAGGCCACGAUUUAGAAACUAAACAUAGUGGUAGAAAGAAUUUUGAAUUUUGUGCUUUUAGAGAUCCUGUUUUAUUUGUUGGACAUCUUUCGAAAAAUUCUGUCUUGAUCAUAGACAAACCAUGGAUGGAAGUGGUUAAAACUUUCGAUGCCCAGCCUGUUCACAGACAUAUCUUUGGGACAUAACUGCUCCUCAAAGAUGGUCAGUAUAUUUACAGCCAAAAAGGGGGAGUUCAAAUGUGGCAGGUGACCCCUUCUCCUUGAUGUCACACUUUCUUCUCUGUGGUUGAUGGGGGUCUCAAGCAUGUUGUGUAAUGUAUUCCUUGAUAUUUUUUUUUAACAUAUUAAUGCAAUUUUUGUUUUAUUUGAAAUUUUAACUU
Molecule: messenger RNA, 2791 nt
Organism: Ilex paraguariensis (yerba mate)
Lineage: Eukaryota; Viridiplantae; Streptophyta; Magnoliopsida; Aquifoliales; Aquifoliaceae
Source: the annotation of a GenBank genome assembly